This is a messenger RNA of Penicillium canescens, 1455 nucleotides long. RefSeq lists its product as uncharacterized. NCBI's taxonomy places the organism in Eukaryota, Fungi, Ascomycota, Eurotiomycetes, Eurotiales, Aspergillaceae. Bases 1 to 1455 code for a protein of 484 amino acids. The record is from RefSeq and is a predicted model, not a curated record. The transcript has 2 exons.
AUGGAUUGCGAUGCUCUUUCGAACGUCUCAGGCCAUUUGACGAUUGACAGGAAUGAUACAUCGUUGCGUUCAAGCCAAUCAUUGUCUCUCCACGGAGGGACUUCAGGUAUAUCAAAGCGUGGAUUGUUGCUGAUCUAUAUUCACGGCUUCAUGGGCUCUGAGGCCAGCUUUUACAAUUUUCCUGCACAUGUUCACGAUUUGUUGACAGAUCUUCUGAGCGAAUCCCAUGUAAUAUACACACGUGUGUAUCCACGAUACAAGACCCAUGGCGAAUUGCAGGCCGCCGUCAAUGACUUCAGCAGCUGGCUCGCACCACAUGAGGUAGAUGACCUUGAUAUUAUCUUGGUUGGACAUAGUUUGGGCGGCAUUCUCUCCGCAGAAGUCGCGCUACUGCCGGAUUCUACUGGGAAGACCACUACUGGACUCAAACAUCGCAUUCUGGGGUUGGUUAAUUUCGACGUUCCAUUCUUGGGACUACACCCUCGAGUCAUUGCAACGGGGAUCAGUGGACUGUUUCACAAGAAAGAUGCCCCAUAUGGCACUGAAUUCAACGAAGAGGAUUAUCUGGGGCUGGACCCUGCAUACAUUGCCAGUCCAUACUUCGACCCUCCGUUCGAAAAUGACAAACAUCUCAUCAAACGCGAUCGAUUUGACAGCGUCAUGCACUUUUUGUGCAAAAAUGUUCAUCAUUUGUCUCGAGCAGUCUUCGACCGUCUACUUUCGUCUUAUAAGUUUGCUGGCCACCUCAAUAACUACUCCCAACUGCGCCAGCGAUACCGAAAGUUGAUGGAGUUGGAAGCUGCAGAGAGAGGCAACCGACUAGACAGAAUUCGGUUCAUCAAUUACUACACCACAAGCACCGGGUUCACAACUAAGAGAAAGAAGAAGAAAUCAACAAAACAGACACGGGCAGCCGUGUAUAGCUUGCAAUCUCCUCGUAUUGGUCUCACCCGCGCGGUUUCAGAGAAUGGAAGUCGUGAUCAAAAAGGAUCAUCCGUCGAAGAUUAUUCGUCUCUUUCGGCCUUCGGAAAAUUGAGAUCAGUAGGAUCUGAUUCAGCACUCGUGGGAGAUUGUGAUGAAGCCGACAAGAAGCAUCGAGCAGCGGGCUUCACUGACUCUGGUCUGACCAGGCCAACAGAGCUAGCAAAGAGUAACAGUCUGUCUGGAAUGAGUAUCAGUUCCAGUAUUAUGCCGACCGAAAUGACUAAAAAGAUUAAACCUAGCGUGGCAGGAGUACGGCGGAAAUUUCGCAAGUUUGUUCUAAUGCCAUCGCAUCAUUGGCGACACGGAGACAACUCUCUGUGGAUGCCAGUACAGAUGGAGAACAUGGAUGAGGUAGUGGCGCAUCAAUCUAUGUUCAUUCCCCAUGGGAAUAUCUAUGAUGAGUUGGUUGGUGAUACAGUGACCAGAAUCGAGAGUUGGGCUCAGGAUAACCUUAGCGAGCGAGCCUUAUGA